AUGGAUCAGUUUGCCAGUGAGUUAGAGCAAACUCUCGGCCAGGUCCUGAACCCGUCCAACCCCGGAGCCAUACGGCAGACCACCGAAACCUUGCGCACUGGCUUCUACAAGGCCCCAGAGUCUGUUCCGACCCUGAUUCACAUUCUUCAAAGUCACCCAGAGCCACAGAUGCGCCAGCUUGCUGGUGUUGAGGUGCGUAAAUUGAUCCCGCGUCACUGGGAGGGUCUUUCGAAUGCACCGGAGCUGCGUCAAUCGCUUUUGACAUCGACCACAGCCGAGCAGAACGACUUGGUUCGUCACACCUCUUCGCGCGUCAUUUCCAUGAUUGCCUCUGUUGAUAUGGAGCGAAAUGCUUGGCCAGAGCUGCUACCGACUUUGGUCCAGACUGCUCAGGCUUCUAAGAGCACUGACCGUGAAGUUGCCGUCUACAUCUUGUUCACUCUUUUCGAACAAGGCUCGAUUGAUGAGGAGACUCACUUGGCCCAGCUCAUGCAGCUGCUGGCUACCACAAUUUCUGAUCCUGAGUCUUUACAGGUCCGUGUCUCUUCGGUUCUUGCUCUAGGCAAGAUCGCUGAGUUGACCAGCAACCGUGACGUUGUGUCUCAGUUUGAGCAGGUCAUCCCUCCUAUGGUUGAUGUUUUACGUGCCACUGUUGCCAGUGGCGAUGAGAAGGGGGCGUCUCAGGUCUUUGAGGUUUUCACAGACCUUGUGCUCGAUGACCCGGCGCUUUUGGGCAACUCCUUUGCCGACUUGUUACAGCUCAUGGUCAGCGAGUUCGCCGUCCCCGAGUCGGUUGAUAUUGAACACCGCAACGCAGCCUUGCAGGUUGUUUAUAAUAUGGUUAGGUUCCGCCACAAAAAAAUUAUGGCUCUCAAAUACGGACCCACUAUCACCAAGGCUUGUCUUCACAUUCUGUCUAAUGCCGACGAUGAUGAAGACGACGACGAAGAUGACGACGAUAUUGCUCCUUCACACUUGAGUUUGCGUAUUCUAGAACUGCUGGCUUCUGAUUUGCCUCCUGCUCAGGUUCUCGCUCCUCUUUUCGAGGUCCUGCCCCAGCUGUUCUCUUCUGGCGAUCCUAAACAAGCCCGUGCCGGCUUUUUGGCUCUCAGCGUUAUGGUUGAAGGUGCUCCUGACUUUGUUUCAGGGGAAUUCGACACUAUUAUGAACUACGUUGUAGGAGGCCUGCAGUCCAACACUUCUGCUGUUCAGGUCGCUGCUUUGCAGGCUCUUGGCAUGCUUUCUCUCGAACUUUCCGACCAGGUCGGUGCUUUGCACGAGACUCUUUUGCCUCUUGUCUUUGGCAUUAUGGACGGUGCUACUUCUCUCAAGAUCGGUCGUGCUGCCUGUAUCGCACUUGAUGCUAUCAUCGAGGUCAUUGAUGGCGAGGUUAUUACCGAGAAGUAUUUGAGUGCUUUGGCCCCUAAGUUGCUGGACCUCAUUGACAACACUAAUGAUACCGAUCUCAAGAGCCGCGUCGUUGGUGCUUUGAGUUCUGCCGCCUUCACUUCUGGCCGUAAUUUCUUGCCGUACUUUGAGCGCACCAUCCACACUAUUUCCAAAUUCAUCGUUGUUCCAAAGCCCGGUGAGCAGCUUGAUGCUGAUGUCCUGAAGCUUUGCGGCACCACUUUGGAUGCUCUUGGAACCAUGUGUGCUGCUGUUGGCAAACAAAACUUUGCUCCUUACCUGAACUCGGCAAUGGAUGCCGUUGGAGUUUACCUAUCCAGCGAUAUUAGCGAGCUCCGUGAUCCUUCGUUCGUUUUCAUCAGCGUUGUUGUUAAGGUUUAUCGUGGCGAGGUAUCUCGUUAUAUGGAUGGUGUCCUUAAGGCUAUUUUCGACACAUUCGAUCAGCUCGAGUUCGAGGAGACUGAUGGCGACGAUAUGGCCAUUGGUGCUGAGGACGCGGAGGAUGCUUUGGACAACUUCAAGAUUAAUGGCGCCGUUGCCAUGGAGAAGGAGCUGGCAUGUGACUGCUUGGCCGAGAUUGCCCACAACAUGCCCCCUGCAGAUUUCGCCCCGCAUGUUCCUCGCACCCUCGACGCUCUUGAGGAGUUGUCUGAGCACUUUUACGAGGAGAUCCGCCGCAGCACCUUGCUGGCAAUGUGGCGCAUGUUUAUUGCAUACUAUGUUGGUGAUAAUGGCUCCAAGACUUGGAGCCCUGGUUACCCCUUCCAAGGCCAGCUUACUCCGGUCACUGGCACUAUUCUGAAGCGUAUCCAGAAGAUCACCAACCUUAUGUUUGGUGUUGAGGAUGAGUGCAAGGUCAUGCUUACUGCUUUCCAGUGCUUGACCGAUGCUAUCCGCACAUGUGGCCCUGUUGUUUUGGGCGACCAAGAGAACCUUGAAGUUUUGAUGACUGCUGUAUAUGAAGUUCUCGGCAAAACGCACCAAUGCUUACAGGAUGGCUUUGAUGAGGAAGGUGGCGAGCACGCUGAUGGUCCCGAAGAGCUCACCGAGCUUGAGGAGGCUGUUGCUGAGACUGCUAUGGAUGUAACUGUCCAGGUCGCCUCGGCCAUGGGACCCCAGUUCAUCCCUAUCUUCCCCAGCGUUGCCUCUAUUCUUGCCAAGUACAUUACGUCCAAGAGUGCUUCUGAGCGUGCAUUGGGUAUCGGCACCAUGGCCGAGCUUGUUGAGGUUCUUAAGGACAACGUCACUGAGUACACCGGUCAGCUCCUCGAGGUGUUUGUUGCUGGUCUUGACGACAAAAAGCUUGCUGUUCGCAGUGUCGGUGCAUUUGGUGUAGGCAUGCUUUGCUUCCAUUCUGGACAGACCGAUUUGACCAAGUCAAGCUACCCCACCAUUUUGCCUAAACUUCAGGGUCUUCUCAAGAAAGUUGACAAGGAGGAGAAACGUCGCGAGAAGUCUGCUGGCGGCGAGGAGGAGACCUACAACGACCAGCGCUCGCUUGCCAACGCUUGCGGUUGCGUUGCCCGCAUGGUUCUCAAGCACCCUGACGCAGUUCCUCUUGACCAGGUCGUUUCUGUGCUUCUUGAGCGUCUUCCUCUCAAGGAUGCGUUCGAGGAGAACUCUCCUAUCUUUAACCUUAUUCUGCAGCUUGCCCAGCAGCAGCACCCUGUUGUUGCCAGCCACAUCCAGGAUAUUCUGCGUUUGCUCGUAGCGUCCUUCACUGAGCAACAGGUCGUGGACCAGCGUUUGGCCGGCCGCUCUGUGGGCAACGGUUCGGACGUCGGGCCUCUCUCUGAUCCGGCUACUCGCGCCAAUGCCAUUGAGUUGGCCAAGUUCUUGGAACAGACCCAGCCUGGCGUCGCUUCAUCUCACCAGGUUCUUGCAGCUGUUCUUCACUAG
This is a messenger RNA of Wickerhamiella sorbophila, 3306 nucleotides long. Its product is annotated as Importin subunit beta-4. Gene Ontology annotation, cellular component: cytoplasm; nucleus. The coding region runs from base 1 to 3306 and encodes 1101 amino acids. Gene Ontology annotation, biological process: protein import into nucleus. The transcript has a single exon. Gene Ontology annotation, molecular function: nuclear import signal receptor activity; small GTPase binding. NCBI's taxonomy places the organism in Eukaryota, Fungi, Ascomycota, Dipodascomycetes, Dipodascales, Trichomonascaceae. The record is from RefSeq and is a predicted model, not a curated record.